Messenger RNA from Doryrhamphus excisus (bluestripe pipefish), 1703 nucleotides. The record is from RefSeq and is a predicted model, not a curated record. Lineage: Eukaryota; Metazoa; Chordata; Actinopteri; Syngnathiformes; Syngnathidae.
AGUGCUCUCAAAAUGUGUGCUUGCUAGUUGGAAAGUAGUUUUUUCCACCCCCGUCAUGUUGAGUCAAAAGUUACUCAGACGAGCCUGCCUCUAACAGAACCGAGAUAUUACGAGACGGUUUAUAUAUAUAUUUUUUUUUUAUUUAGUUUUAAUCGACAAUUAAUCCAUUGCCGCCAUUAGCAGAAGAUGGAGGAGGACGAGGAACCUCCUGAGGAGUAUGUUGCUCUGUGCAGCUUCACUGGAAAUGGCAGCGAUCAGCUUAGUGUCAGCAGAGGCGACCGACUGCUCGUCCACGCCAAGCCGUCUUCAGAUUGGUGGUGGGUGGAGCUAAGAGGGGCCAACGGUUACGUCCCUGCCAGCCACCUCCUCCAUGGGGAUGCUGCAGAACAGCAGGAGGUGGAGGACCCGUGGCAGGAUGAGGAGUACUUUGGCAGUUAUGGAACCCUGAGGCUCCACUUGGAGAUGCUGUCAGACAAGAGCCGCACGGAGGCGUUCAGGAAGGUCAUCGUCAGGAACAGCGCUUCCCUCCAGGAGAAGGUGGUCAUGGACCUCGGCUGCGGGACGGGCAUUGUGAGCCUGUUCUGUGCUAAGCUGGCUCAACCGGCGGCGGUGUAUGCCGUGGAGGCCAGCUCCAUGGCGGCGUGCACCAGAGCGCUGGUGAAGCAGAACGCAUGUGAGGAGGUGGUGACGGUGCUGCAGGGGCGAGCAGAGGAGGUCCAACUACCUGAGCAGGUAGACAUUCUGGUGUCGGAGUGGAUGGGGAACUGCCUACUGUUCGAGUACAUGGUGGAGUCAGUCCUGCUCGCAAGGGACCGCUGGCUGAGGGACGGUGGCACCAUGUGGCCCUCCUCUGCGACCCUCACCCUAGUCCCAUGUAUGGCCCAUGGCUACUACGCAGAGAAAAUGGCCUUCUGGGAGAACACCUACGGCCUGGACUUUACCCCUCUUCAACCUCUCGCACUGCAGGAGUUCUUUGCCAAACCCAAGUUCAGCCACGUCAUGGACCCGGACGACUGCCUGGCCUCUCCUGAGGACGUCAUCCGCUUGGACAUGUACACGUUGCAGGUAGCAGACCUGGAGGAAAUGCAGGGUCAGUUUCAGUUUUGCUUGGAAAAAUCAGGCCUUUUCCACGGCUUCUCCGCCUGGUUCAGCGUUUGUUUCAAGAGCCUGGAAGAAGGGGGGGCAUCGGUAGAGCUCAACACCGGUCCCAAUGCUGAACCAACACACUGGAAGCAGACGCUAUUCAUGCUUGAUGAGCCUAUUUUUGCUCAUGUUGGCGACAGCAUUCGCGGAAGCAUCAUUCUACGCAGGAACCCCGUCUGGAGGCGCCACAUGACCGUCACCUUGCACUGGGACGUCAGCAGCCACGUGCAGGAGGCGCUCUCGUGCAAGGCCGGGAGCAAGACCUUCCCUAUGUGGAGAUGACGGCUUCUCACCAUCUGCUACAUCACAGACACAGAAGGACGGGAGGUCACAGGGCAAGUCCACUUUCCACUCAGUUAAAGCAAUAAAGUGUACAGUCUAGGUUUUAAGUCAGUACAAAUAUGCCAUAAAAGUAUAAAACAUAGUGAACCACUGUAUAGUUUGUCUUAAAAAGAUAUUGUGUAUCAUCCAUUUGUAAUAAAUAAUCAUCACAUUCAUGGUAUCACAGAUAAAUUUACUUAUUCAGUCUUACCAGUGCUGCAGAUGGAUCUUCAAAUAUC